Ooceraea biroi (clonal raider ant) is the source of this 5100-nucleotide messenger RNA. RefSeq lists its product as uncharacterized. Lineage: Eukaryota; Metazoa; Arthropoda; Insecta; Hymenoptera; Formicidae. The record is from RefSeq and is a predicted model, not a curated record.
ACUGUGAAAAAUGUAGCCUUUAAAGUGAAGUUUUUUAUUAUUUAGAAUAUUUAAAAAACAGUGCACAGCAAAAUGGGAAACAAAAGUGGCUAUUCUUUAUCUCGCCCCAGACUGUCUCGGAAAAAAGGAUACGUACAGAGACGACGACUAUUGCGGAUGAUGCAGGCUGAAAAAGCAAAGCACUCUAAGACCACUGAAGAUGCUAAUGACAAAUGCAACCAUUUUGAUCAAUUUGUCGAAUCACCAAGUGACAAGAUAGAUACUGAAGAUACAAAAAUUGAUAUCUCAAUAAAGCAGUUCCUGGAUUCAACUUCAAACACAAUGUCAGCAUCCACAGACAACAUACCAGAACCACAACUCUUCACACAUUCCAUCAUAAAUACUCAUCCAGUCGACAAAAUGUUAAAGAUGGAGUGUAUAGAAGAACCUCUGAGUGAAACACAGUUGUCCUCUACAAUGAAACUCGAAGAUAUGACAGAUUAUGACAGAGUUGCAGCUACCUUGGAACAACUAGUUGAGGAUUAUGGGGGUAAAUUGGUACGUCAAACUGGUGUCAUCAGUUAUGAAUACACAUUGCCUGCAAAUCAGACGGCGACUCCGACAAUAGUUCCAGACAAUCCUCAGAUCUCAAACGUUACUCAGCAAAAGGAGAAUUCGGCGCCAAUCAAACUGGAAAGCGAUAAUAUAAGUGAGCCUCAAGAAAAUGUUCAGCUGGAAAGUGAGCCAUGUGCAGGAGCUAACUUGGAACCUGUUACACAAACUCAAGGUACAACUACGACGACUACGUCCUCCGUGGCGUCCACCAAUACACAGACUCAACAAAAAGAGAAUUACGUGUAUAACAAAUCUGGACGUAAGAUAGGAAGAGUUAUUUAUGUGCGCCGAUCUGAUACUAGACAAGUACCCGCACUUGUUGCCUGCGAGAGAUCGAAUCCCGGACCAGCGAUUCAGACACCUAUGGAACACACUAGUAUAGGAGGGAUAUUUAAUAUAGCCGGCAACAAAAAUACAACUUGCGAACAGAUUGACGAAGCCAAGAAGAAUCAAUCCAGUGAUGGAGAAUCUACGUUUAAUAGGAUGGAGGAUGAUCUUUUCGCUCGAUCUUUCCCCUCACUGAUGGUGGUAGUGAGACCAAGUAUCCGUGACAAAUACAUCAGGUCGCAAGUCGCGCACACGGAGAGACGAGCACUAGACGAUAAAGUCAAAAACAUGCUCGGGUUUUCUGCAGCAAAAUUCACCGAAUGGUUAUUUGAGCAGGGCUUGGUGAAAUCGAGGCAGUACUGUUCGCAUCAUAGCACCAAGUCUGAAAAAGUUAAUCUCAAGUUAGAAAUGUACAGUGUUCGAGGAACGUUUCCUUAUUCCGGCGGCUACGUCUGGAGCUCCAAUUGUUGUCCCGAUAGAUACGUUUCCGUCUUUUCUGGUUCUGUUUUUCAAGAAGCUCCGUACAUGCCCACUGUCCUGUUGAAGCUGAUUUAUCAUUGGGCAUGUCAAACUGACGUGCAGAACGUAAUCUCUUGGGUGAACGUGUCCAAUAUAUAUCUACAAAACUUUUAUGCAAAUCUACGUAGCAUUUGUACAGCGGCGGUAUGGGACAAGUCUCGCAAAAUGGGCGGUAAAAACUCGGAGAUACAAGUCGGCGUGAUCAAAUUAAGGACCAUGUUAACCAUGCCAAGUGGACAUACGCGACAGGUACAAAUCGAGGUUCUCGCUGUUCUGGAUCCCGUGACGUCGGAUAUACGAUUACGCGCCUGUGACCCAAUGCAAGGCGGAGAUCGAUUAGUCAGGAGACGAUUUCACAAUAUUCUACGUCCGUUGAAAGAGUGGGUGCACACGGAUUCCAAGAUAAUGACCGAUUUCACCGUCGACAAGCGCGCUUUGAACGACUUGGGAUAUAAUCACGUUGUACAGUCUGCAUUCGCGGGGCAGAAUUCUAAAAACAUGAACAACUUCCACAUGGAAUUUCUGCGAAAAAGCGUGUGGGCAAUGUUUCAGAAGACGAUGUUAAGCUUGCUCGGUAGACACAUGAUACAACAAUUCUUGGACGAAUUAAUCUGGAGAGAAACGUAUGGCGGUACGUCGAAACGCGCGUUCGACAACAUUAUCCGGCACAUCGCAGAGCAGACCAAGUUUGACUUAAACAACAAUCUGAUAAACCGCUUGGCGAAAAUAGCUAGCAAUCCGUUUCAUGAUUGGUCUUACACAAUGACGCAUUCGGCGGGCGACAUUCUGGAGAAGCGAGGAAGGAAACGGAUUUAUCCCGCGACAAAUCUGGGGCAAGACCCGAAGAAAAUUAUUCUGGAGCCGAAGGAUAACACAGAGAAGGAGGAGGAAGAAGAUUCACCAUGUGAAAAGAGAUCAAAAACGGUGAAGUGUCAACCUUGCCUUGAAUACUUGUAUAACUUGUUGUCGGACGUACAGAGAAACGUUCCAGUUCUUAUAUUAUGCAAUAAGCAGGAUCAAACUGUGGCCAAGGGAUGCGCAGUGACAAGAACAAUGUUGGAGAAGGAGAUGAAUCUGCUGCGAAUGACAAAGACAAGUCAAUUGGAAGGCACCGACGCCUCGUCAACGAACGUCUUCCUCGGGAAGCAGGAAAAGGAUCUCGAAUUUUCACAUUUCGAUUCGCAGAAUCUGUCAGCAUCCACAGACAACAUACCAGAACCACAACUCUUCACACAUUCCAUCAUAAAUACUCAUCCAGUCGACAAAAUGUUAAAGAUGGAGUGUAUAGAAGAACCUCUGAGUGAAACACAGUUGUCCUCUACAAUGAAACUCGAAGAUAUGACAGAUUAUGACAGAGUUGCAGCUACCUUGGAACAACUAGUUGAGGAUUAUGGGGGUAAAUUGGUACGUCAAACUGGUGUCAUCAGUUAUGAAUACACAUUGCCUGCAAAUCAGACGGCGACUCCGACAAUAGUUCCAGACAAUCCUCAGAUCUCAAACGUUGUAAAAUGUUGCUUAUCAUUUGAGACUCAGCAAAAGGAGAAUUCGGCGCCAAUCAAACUGGAAAGCGAUAAUAUAAGUGAGCCUCAAGAAAAUGUUCAGCUGGAAAGCGAGCCAUGUGCAGGAGCUAACUUGGAACCUGUUACACAAACUCAAGGUACAACUACGACGACUACGUCCUCCGUGGCGUCCACCAAUACACAGACACAACAAAAAGAGAAUUACAUGUAUAACAAAUCUGGGCGUAAGAUAGAAAGAGUUAUUUAUGUGCGCCAACCUGAUGCCAUACAAAAGGUACGGAAAAGUUGGAAGGCUCAGCGGAAUCAGUCGAUUCAGAAACCUAUGGAACGGGCUAGUAUAGGAGGAAUAUCCGUCGGCAGCAAAAAAUUGCAGGUGGAAACGAAGAAUGCUUACAUUCUUGGGAUCCUUCAGGAAACCCUUAGAAAACAUAGAACAAUUAAUUCUACGAAUUUUGUAGCUUGCGAACAGAUUGACGAAGCCAAGAAGAAUCAAUCCAGUGAUGGAGAAUCGACGUUUAAUAGGAUGGAGGAUGAUCUUUUCGCUCGAUCUUUCCCCUCACUGAUGGUGGUAGUGAGACCAAGUAUCCGUGACAAAUACAUCAGGUCGCAAGUCGCGCACACGGAGAGACGAGCACUAGACGAUAAAGUCAAAAACAUGCUCGGGUUUUCUGCAGCAAAAUUCACCGAAUGGUUAUUUGAGCAGGGCUUGGUGAAAUCGAGGCAGUACUGUUCGCAUCAUAGCACCAAGUCUGAAAAAGUUAAUCUCAAGUUAGAAAUGUACAGUGUUCGAGGAACGUUUCCUUAUUCCGGCGGCUACGUCUGGAGCUCCAAUUGUUGUCCCGAUAGAUACGUUUCCGUCUUUUCUGGUUCUGUUUUUCAAGAAGCUCCGUACAUGCCCACUGUCCUGUUGAAGCUGAUUUAUCAUUGGGCAUGUCAAACUGACGUGCAGAACGUAGUCUCUUGGGUGAAAGUGUCCAACAUAUAUCUAAAAAACUUUUAUACAAAUCUACGUAGCAUUUGUACAGCGGCGGUAUGGGACAAGACUCGGAAAAUGGGUGGUAAAAACUCGGUGAUACAAGUCGGCGUGAUCAGUUUAGGCACCACGUCGCAAGAUGGACAUUUGCGACAGGUGAAAGUCGGGGUUCUGGGUGUUCUGGAUCCCGUCACGUCGGAUUUACGAUUACGUGCCUGUGAUCCAACACAAGACGAAGAUCGAUCGUUCAAAAGACGAUUUAACAAUACUCUAUAACCGUUGAAAGAGUGGGUGCACACGGAUUCCAGGAUAAUGAUCGAUUUCACCGUCGACAAGAGCACUGUGAACGACAUGGGAUAUAAUCACGUUGUACAGUCCGCAUUCGCGGAGCAGAAUCCUAGAAAUAUUAUGAACAACUUCCACAUCAUGGAAUAUCUACGAAAAAUCGUGCCGAGGAUGUUUCAGAACACGUUAAGUUUGCUCAGUAGACAAAUGAUACAACAAUUCUUGGACGAAUUAAUCUGGAGAGAAACGUAUGGCGGUACGUCGGAACGCGCGUUCGACAAUAUUAUCCGGCACAUCGCAGAACAAACCAAACUCGACCUAAACGACAAUCUGAUAGACCACUUGGCGAAAAUAGCUACCAAUCCGUUUCAUGACUGGACUUAUACAGCGAAGAAUUCAGCGAGCGACACGUUGACGUUACCAAAGGAUUCGGCACCGCAACAGCACGCGCAACAGGCCGCUGAUGUGGUAGCGUCUCAAAACGCCGCUGAGUCCGCCCUGUUAAAAUGCUCCGGUCCGAAGAAGCGAGGAAGGAAACGGAUUUAUCCCGCGCCAAGUCUGGAGCAAGACCCGAAGAAAAUUGCCCUGGACCCUAAGCCUAACAAGGAAAAGGAGAAGGAGAAGGAAGGUAAAGGCGAAAAAGAAUCGAAGGAUCUGAUUCCGCUCCAGGAAUUGUACUACGCUACGCUGGAAGGCGACAAGAACCUGAUUCUAAAGGAGCACAGGUCUUCGUUGUUUUUCAAGGUUUAACAAAAGCUCAUACUGACCGUUCAUACCGUCGCCGCGUAUCUUUUGUAGUACCUGAAAGAUAUCUUUUCCGUUUAAGGGGGUAUUCUAGUGUAAAAGCGGAAUUUGUAUGCUAUUUUGGUGAAUGUUUUUGGA